GUAAAUAGAUCUAUUUAGUAAUAUUUUGAUUACCAUUUAAAUAAAAUAAUGCAUUUAAAUACAAUAAUGUUGAGAUCAAUAUUGUAUUUAAAUAAAUCGAAUCUAGGCCUACGGCAACAUUUCUUAAUAUGUCUGUCUAGAAUAAUGUUGAAAUUAGUAAAAUACGACAUUAUAUUUUUAUUUCAACUUAUGGUGCUGUCAACAUUUACUUAAAAUGGACAUUAUUAUAGUCAUCAUAUUUCUUUUAGACUUCGGGCCUAUUAAAAUCUCAAUAGACAAUAUUUAGCAUCGUUUUUUUCUUUCAAGGCUGGAUGAGUGGAUCCCUGUUUUUUGCUGCAAAGAUUUUGGGCCCGGUAAGGGCCCCAACUGGGCCAGUUCAUACUAACCACAUGGGCCCCAUUUGGGGAAUGAACAUUGGCCCAAACAGGCGCCUAUAGGGCUGAGUCAGGGGGCCCAGAAAAUCUCCUAGUAAAACCAGUGUGAGGCCUGUAAGGGGGCAAUUAAUGAAAGCCCAAACAGGGCCCUUAAGGAUCCAGUCUAGGCACAAUGAGGGGGCCCAGAUGAAGCCCCAAUAGAAACCCUCAUGGGGCUAGUAUGUGGCAAAUGUUAAGGGUCAUGAAAGGGCUAACCACAUGGGCCAUAUUUGGGGAUGAACAUUGCCCCAUAUGAGGGCCCUAAGGGCUGAGUCUGGUCGUCUCAGCUCGGGGCCCAGAUGAAGCCCUAUUGGAACCCUCAUAGAGCCAAUGUGGGGCAAACACUGAGGGGCCUGAAAGGGCUAUACACAUGGGCCUCAUUCGGGGGAUGAACUUUGGCCCAAACUGGCGCAAUCAGGGGGCCCAUAUGAAGCCCUGAUGGAAACCUAAUGGGGCUAGUAUAGGGCAAACGUUGACGGGCCUGUAAGGGCUAACCACACGGGCCCCAUUUUUGGGAUGAACAUUGGCCCAAACAGGCGCCUAUAGGGCUGAGUCUGAGCUCAGUCAGGGGGCUCAGAAAAUCCCCUUGUGAGGCCUGUAAGGGGAAGGACUUGUGGGCCCCAACAGGGCCAAGGAUAAUUGGCCCUUAGGGGGGGCAAUUAAUGAAAGCCAAACAGGGCCCUUAAGGAUCCAGUCUAGGCACAAUGAGGGGGCCCAGAUGAAGCCCCAAUAGAAACCCUCAUGGGGCUAGUAUGUGGCAAAUGUUAAGGGUCAUGAAAGGGCUAACCACAUGGGCCAUAUUUGGGGAUGAACAUUGCCCCAUAUGAGGGCCCUAAGGGCUGAGUCUGGUCGUCUCAGCUCGGGGCCCAGAUGAAGCCCUAUUGGAACCCUCAUAGAGCCAAUGUGGGGCAAACACUGAGGGGCCUGAAAGGGCUAUACACAUGGGCCUCAUUCGGGGGAUGAACUUUGGCCCAAACUGGCGCAAUCAGGGGGCCCAUAUGAAGCCCUGAUGGAAACCUAAUGGGGCUAGUAUAGGGCAAACGUUGACGGGCCUGUAAGGGCUAACCACAUGGGCCCCAUUUGGGGGAUGAACAUUGGCCCAAACAGGCGCCUAUAGGGCUGAGUCUGAGCUCAGUCAGGGGGCUCAGAAAAUCCCCUUGUGAGGCCUGUAAGGGGAAGGACUUGUGGGCCCCAACAGGGCCAAGGAUAAUUGGCCCUUUGGGGGGCAAUUAAUGAAAGCCAAACAGGGCCCUUAAGGAUCCAGUCUAGGCACAAUGAGGGGGCCCAGAUGAAGCCCCAAUAGAAACCCUCAUGGGGCUAGUAUGUGGCAAAUGUUAAGGGUCAUGAAAGGGCUAACCACAUGGGCCAUAUUUGGGGAUGAACAUUGCCCCAUAUGAGGGCCCUAAGGGCUGAGUCUGGUCGUCUCAGCUCGGGGCCCAGAUGAAGCCCUAUUGGAACCCUCAUAGAGCCAAUGUGGGGCAAACACUGAGGGGCCUGAAAGGGCUAUACACAUGGGCCUCAUUCGGGGGAUGAACUUUGGCCCAAACUGGCGCAAUCAGGGGGCCCAUAUGAAGCCCUGAUGGAAACCUAAUGGGGCUAGUAUAGGGCAAACGUUGACGGGCCUGUAAGGGCUAACCACAUGGGCCCCAUUUGGGGGAUGAACAUUGGCCCAAACAGGCGCCUAUAGGGCUGAGUCUGAGCUCAGUCAGGGGGCUCAGAAAAUCCCAUUGUGAGGCCUGUAAGGGGAAGGACUUGUGGGCCCCAACAGGGCCAAGGAUAAUUGGCCCUUUGGGGGGCAAUUAAUGAAAGCCAAACAGGGCCCUUAAGGAUCCAGUCUAGGCACAAUGAGGGGGCCCAGAUGAAGCCCCAAUAGAAACCCUCAUGGGGCUAGUAUGUGGCAAAUGUUAAGGGUCAUGAAAGGGCUAACCACAUGGGCCAUAUUUGGGGAUGAACAUUGCCCCAUAUGAGGGCCCUAAGGGCUGAGUCUGGUCGUCUCAGCUCGGGGCCCAGAUGAAGCCCUAUUGGAACCCUCAUAGAGCCAUUGUGGGGCAAACACUGAGGGGCCUGAAAGGGCUAUACACAUGGGCCUCAUUCGGGGGAUGAACUUUGGCCCAAACUGGCGCAAUCAGGGGGCCCAUAUGAAGCCCUGAUGGAAACCUAAUGGGGCUAGUAUAGGGCAAACGUUGACGGGCCUGUAAGGGCUAACCACAUGGGCCCCAUUUGGGGGAUGAACAUUGGCCCAAACAGGCGCCUAUAGGGCUGAGUCUGAGCUCAGUCAGGGGGCUCAGAAAAUCCCCUUGUGAGGCCUGUAAGGGGAAGGACUUGUGGGCCCCAACAGGGCCAAGGAUAAUUGGCCCUUUGGGGGGCAAUUAAUGAAAGCCAAACAGGGCCCUUAAGGAUCCAGUCUAGGCACAAUGAGGGGGCCCAGAUGAAGCCCCAAUAGAAACCCUCAUGGGGCUAGUAUGUGGCAAAUGUUAAGGGUCAUGAAAGGGCUAACCACAUGGGCCAUAUUUGGGGAUGAACAUUGCCCCAUAUGAGGGCCCUAAGGGCUGAGUCUGGUCGUCUCAGCUCGGGGCCCAGAUGAAGCCCUAUUGGAACCCUCAUAGAGCCAUUGUGGGGCAAACACUGAGGGGCCUGAAAGGGCUAUACACAUGGGCCUCAUUCGGGGGAUGAACUUUGGCCCAAACUGGCGCAAUCAGGGGGCCCAUAUGAAGCCCUGAUGGAAACCUAAUGGGGCUAGUAUAGGGCAAACGUUGACGGGCCUGUAAGGGCUAACCACAUGGGCCCCAUUUGGGGGAUGAACAUUGGCCCAAACAGGCGCCUAUAGGGCUGAGUCUGAGCUCAGUCAGGGGGCUCAGAAAAUCCCCUUGUGAGGCCUGUAAGGGGAAGGACUUGUGGGCCCCAACAGGGCCAAGGAUAAUUGGCCCUUUGGGGGGCAAUUAAUGAAAGCCAAACAGGGCCCUUAAGGAUCCAGUCUAGGCACAAUGAGGGGGCCCAGAUGAAGCCCCAAUAGAAACCCUCAUGGGGCUAGUAUGUGGCAAAUGUUAAGGGUCAUGAAAGGGCUAACCACAUGGGCCAUAUUUGGGGAUGAACAUUGCCCCAUAUGAGGGCCCUAAGGGCUGAGUCUGGUCGUCUCAGCUCGGGGCCCAGAUGAAGCCCUAUUGGAACCCUCAUAGAGCCAUUGUGGGGCAAACACUGAGGGGCCUGAAAGGGCUAUACACAUGGGCCUCAUUCGGGGGAUGAACUUUGGCCCAAACUGGCGCAAUCAGGGGGCCCAUAUGAAGCCCUGAUGGAAACCUAAUGGGGCUAGUAUAGGGCAAACGUUGACGGGCCUGUAAGGGCUAACCACAUGGGCCCCAUUUGGGGGAUGAACAUUGGCCCAAACAGGCGCCUAUAGGGCUGAGUCUGAGCUCAGUCAGGGGGCUCAGAAAAUCCCCUUGUGAGGCCUGUAAGGGGAAGGACUUGUGGGCCCCAACAGGGCCAAGGAUAAUUGGCCCUUUGGGGGGCAAUUAAUGAAAGCCAAACAGGGCCCUUAAGGAUCCAGUCUAGGCACAAUGAGGGGGCCCAGAUGAAGCCCCAAUAGAAACCCUCAUGGGGCUAGUAUGUGGCAAAUGUUAAGGGUCAUGAAAGGGCUAACCACAUGGGCCAUAUUUGGGGAUGAACAUUGCCCCAUAUGAGGGCCCUAAGGGCUGAGUCUGGUCGUCUCAGCUCGGGGCCCAGAUGAAGCCCUAUUGGAACCCUCAUAGAGCCAUUGUGGGGCAAACACUGAGGGGCCUGAAAGGGCUAUACACAUGGGCCUCAUUCGGGGGAUGAACUUUGGCCCAAACUGGCGCAAUCAGGGGGCCCAUAUGAAGCCCUGAUGGAAACCUAAUGGGGCUAGUAUAGGGCAAACGUUGACGGGCCUGUAAGGGCUAACCACAUGGGCCCCAUUUGGGGGAUGAACAUUGGCCCAAACAGGCGCCUAUCGGGCUGAGUCUGAGCUCAGUCAGGGGGCUCAGAAAAUCCCCUUGUGAGGCCUGUAAGGGGAAGGACUUGUGGGCCCCAACAGGGCCAAGGAUAAUUGGCCCUUUGGGGGGCAAUUAAUGAAAGCCAAACAGGGCCCUUAAGGAUCCAGUCUAGGCACAAUGAGGGGGCCCAGAUGAAGCCCCAAUAGAAACCCUCAUGGGGCUAGUAUGUGGCAAAUGUUAAGGGUCAUGAAAGGGCUAACCACAUGGGCCAUAUUUGGGGAUGAACAUUGCCCCAUAUGAGGGCCCUAAGGGCUGAGUCUGGUCGUCUCAGCUCGGGGCCCAGAUGAAGCCCUAUUGGAACCCUCAUAGAGCCAUUGUGGGGCAAACACUGAGGGGCCUGAAAGGGCUAUACACAUGGGCCUCAUUCGGGGGAUGAACUUUGGCCCAAACUGUCGCAAUCAGGGGGCCCAUAUGAAGCCCUGAUGGAAACCUAAUGGGGCUAGUAUAGGGCAAACGUUGACGGGCCUGUAAGGGCUAACCACAUGGGCCCCAUUUGGGGGAUGAACAUUGGCCCAAACAGGCGCCUAUAGGGCUGAGUCUGAGCUCAGUCAGGGGGCUCAGAAAAUCCCCUUGUGAGGCCUGUAAGGGGAAGGACUUGUGGGCCCCAACAGGGCCAAGGAUAAUUGGCCCUUUGGGGGGCAAUUAAUGAAAGCCAAACAGGGCCCUUAAGGAUCCAGUCUAGGCACAAUGAGGGGGCCCAGAUGAAGCCCCAAUAGAAACCCUCAUGGGGCUAGUAUGUGGCAAAUGUUAAGGGUCAUGAAAGGGCUAACCACAUGGGCCAUAUUUGGGGAUGAACAUUGCCCCAUAUGAGGGCCCUAAGGGCUGAGUCUGGUCGUCUCAGCUCGGGGCCCAGAUGAAGCCCUAUUGGAACCCUCAUAGAGCCAUUGUGGGGCAAACACUGAGGGGCCUGAAAGGGCUAUACACAUGGGCCUCAUUCGGGGGAUGAACUUUGGCCCAAACUGGCGCAAUCAGGGGGCCCAUAUGAAGCCCUGAUGGAAACCUAAUGGGGCUAGUAUAGGGCAAACGUUGACGGGCCUGUAAGGGCUAACCACAUGGGCCCCAUUUGGGGGAUGAACAUUGGCCCAAACAGGCGCCUAUAGGGCUGAGUCUGAGCUCAGUCAGGGGGCUCAGAAAAUCCCCUUGUGAGGCCUGUAAGGGGAAGGACUUGUGGGCCCCAACAGGGCCAAGGAUAAUUGGCCCUUUGGGGGGCAAUUAAUGAAAGCCAAACAGGGCCCUUAAGGAUCCAGUCUAGGCACAAUGAGGGGGCCCAGAUGAAGCCCCAAUAGAAACCCUCAUGGGGCUAGUAUGUGGCAAAUGUUAAGGGUCAUGAAAGGGCUAACCACAUGGGCCAUAUUUGGGGAUGAACAUUGCCCCAUAUGAGGGCCCUAAGGGCUGAGUCUGGUCGUCUCAGCUCGGGGCCCAGAUGAAGCCCUAUUGGAACCCUCAUAGAGCCAUUGUGGGGCAAACACUGAGGGGCCUGAAAGGGCUAUACACAUGGGCCUCAUUCGGGGGAUGAACUUUGGCCCAAACUGGCGCAAUCAGGGGGCCCAUAUGAAGCCCUGAUGGAAACCUAAUGGGGCUAGUAUAGGGCAAACGUUGACGGGCCUGUAAGGGCUAACCACAUGGGCCCCAUUUGGGGGAUGAACAUUGGCCCAAACAGGCGCCUAUAGGGCUGAGUCUGAGCUCAGUCAGGGGGCUCAGAAAAUCCCCUUGUGACGCCUGUAAGGGGAAGGACUUGUGGGCCCCAACAGGGCCAAGGAUAAUUGGCCCUUUGGGGGGCAAUUAAUGAAAGCCAAACAGGGCCCUUAAGGAUCCAGUCUAGGCACAAUGAGGGGGCCCAGAUGAAGCCCCAAUAGAAACCCUCAUGGGGCUAGUAUGUGGCAAAUGUUAAGGGUCAUGAAAGGGCUAACCACAUGGGCCAUAUUUGGGGAUGAACAUUGCCCCAUAUGAGGGCCCUAAGGGCUGAGUCUGGUCGUCUCAGCUCGGGGCCCAGAUGAAGCCCUAUUGGAACCCUCAUAGAGCCAUUGUGGGGCAAACACUGAGGGGCCUGAAAGGGCUAUACACAUGGGCCUCAUUCGGGGGAUGAACUUUGGCCCAAACUGGCGCAAUCAGGGGGCCCAUAUGAAGCCCUGAUGGAAACCUAAUGGGGCUAGUAUAGGGCAAACGUUGACGGGCCUGUAAGGGCUAACCACAUGGGCCCCAUUUGGGGGAUGAACAUUGGCCCAAACAGGCGCCUAUCGGGCUGAGUCUGAGCUCAGUCAGGGGGCUCAGAAAAUCCCCUUGUGAGGCCUGUAAGGGGAAGGACUUGUGGGCCCCAACAGGGCCAAGGAUAAUUGGCCCUUUGGGGGGCAAUUAAUGAAAGCCAAACAGGGCCCUUAAGGAUCCAGUCUAGGCACAAUGAGGGGGCCCAGAUGAAGCCCCAAUAGAAACCCUCAUGGGGCUAGUAUGUGGCAAAUGUUAAGGGUCAUGAAAGGGCUAACCACAUGGGCCAUAUUUGGGGAUGAACAUUGCCCCAUAUGAGGGCCCUAAGGGCUGAGUCUGGUCGUCUCAGCUCGGGGCCCAGAUGAAGCCCUAUUGGAACCCUCAUAGAGCCAUUGUGGGGCAAACACUGAGGGGCCUGAAAGGGCUAUACACAUGGGCCUCAUUCGGGGGAUGAACUUUGGCCCAAACUGGCGCAAUCAGGGGGCCCAUAUGAAGCCCUGAUGGAAACCUAAUGGGGCUAGUAUAGGGCAAACGUUGACGGGCCUGUAAGGGCUAACCACAUGGGCCCCAUUUGGGGGAUGAACAUUGGCCCAAACAGGCGCCUAUAGGGCUGAGUCUGAGCUCAGUCAGGGGGCUCAGAAAAUCCCCUUGUGAGGCCUGUAAGGGGAAGGACUUGUGGGCCCCAACAGGGCCAAGGAUAAUUGGCCCUUUGGGGGUAAUUAAUGAAAGCCAAACAGGGCCCUUAAGGAUCCAGUCUAGGCACAAUGAGGGGGCCCAGAUGAAGCCCCAAUAGAAACCCUCAUGGGGCUAGUAUGUGGCAAAUGUUAAGGGUCAUGAAAGGGCUAACCACAUGGGCCAUAUUUGGGGAUGAACAUUGCCCCAUAUGAGGGCCCUAAGGGCUGAGUCUGGUCGUCUCAGCUCGGGGCCCAGAUGAAGCCCUAUUGGAACCCUCAUAGAGCCAUUGUGGGGCAAACACUGAGGGGCCUGAAAGGGCUAUACACAUGGGCCUCAUUCGGGGGAUGAACUUUGGCCCAAACUGGCGCAAUCAGGGGGCCCAUAUGAAGCCCUGAUGGAAACCUAAUGGGGCUAGUAUAGGGCAAACGUUGACGGGCCUGUAAGGGCUAACCACAUGGGCCCCAUUUGGGGGAUGAACAUUGGCCCAAACAGGCGCCUAUAGGGCUGAGUCUGAGCUCAGUCAGGGGGCUCAGAAAAUCCCCUUGUGAGGCCUGUAAGGGGAAGGACUUGUGGGCCCCAACAGGGCCAAGGAUAAUUGGCCCUUUGGGGGGCAAUUAAUGAAAGCCAAACAGGGCCCUUAAGGAUCCAGUCUAGGCACAAUGAGGGGGCCCAGAUGAAGCCCCGUUAAAAACCCUCAUGGGACUAGUAUGUGGCUAAUGUUCAGGAGCAUGAAAGGGCUAACCACAUGGGCCCCAUUUGGGGAUGAACAAUGCCCCAUAUGAAGUUAGAAGGCCUAGGAGAAGCCUUGAGGGAACCAUCAUGGGGCCAGCGUGGGCCAAACUUUGAGUGUCUGAAGAGUUAAUCAAAUGGACCCCAUUUAGAGGAUGAAUGGGUGAAUCUGUGCUCAAUUAGGGGGCCCAGAUAACACCCUGCUGAAACCCACAUGGGGCCAGUGAUGGGGGUAAACAUUGGGUGGCCUGAAAGGGCUAAACACGGGCCUUAUUUGGAGGAUGAAUGGGAGCCAUUAGGGAUGAGUCUGUCUUUAAUCGGAGGGCCCAGAUAAAGCCCUGAUGAAACCUACGUGGGGCUAGUGAUGGGGGCAAAGAGAUGGGCCUAUUUGGAGGAUGAAUGGGGGCCGUUAGGGAUGAAUCUGUGCUCAAUUAGGAGGCCCAGAUAAAGCCCUGAUGAAACCUACGUGUAGACAGUGAAGAGGGCAAACAUUGAGAGAUGAGUUUGUGCUCAAUAAGGGGACCAGAUAAAGCCAUAUUAAAGGCAAGUAUGGGUCAAACCUUGGAGGGGUACUAAAGCGCUAAACACAUGGACACCAUUCAGAAGAUGAAUGGGAGCCCUUAGGGGUGAGUUUGGGGUUAGGGUUAGGGAUAAACCUACAUAAGGUCAGUGAUGUGGGCCUGAAAGCUAAACAUACGGGCAUUAAUGGGAUGAACGUUUGCCCAAACUCAGGCCCUUAAUGGUGCCCAGAUGAAGCUCCGAUAUGGGGCCACUAAGCAGGCCGCAGCUACUUUUUGUGCAAUGAAUGGGAUUGUUUUCGGGGGCUCCCCCCCCCCUUUCGCCAUUCGUGUAUGGUGUCCAUAAUUAAUCUUUAUUACAUUACGACCCUACAUUUUUCCGAAAGACUUAUUGCACCCUUGAAUAGGUUCAUACUAUGAGAACGUGUAUGUGUCUGGACCGGUUUCCCGACAAAAUAGCGCGAACAAAAUAGCGCCGUCGAAAUAGCGCGUAAAAUAUCUCUUAAAAUUUAAAUACGCAAACAUUAUGCAAGAAAUAUAAUAAGCUGCUGAUUUUAGUCCUGGCAAAGAAUGUACCGUAACGAGAGUAAAGCGGGUUUAUACUCUUUUUCUCAUGAAGAGUAUGCUUGGGAGAGAAGGGAAGUUGUUUUAAAAUUAAUUAAUGUUACAUUAAAAAGUAUGUUAAGUUGAUUGUUAAAGCAUGGCCCGUUUAUUAAAAUAGAAAAGGGGGUUGGAUGUUCAGGGCCGUGAACAAUUCAUUGUAAAAAUGACACUAAUUCACGUUGGAGACUGAAGCACACAAUAGAGCACUAUUUAACACCUUGCCACAGAGGUUCCGUUUGACUUGACAAUUUUUCUAAUAACCCUUGAUGCCAGUUCGCUAUACUUCUGGCGGUAUUAGCAGUCACCCCCACUAAUUUUUCCAAAGAAUAGAAACGUGAUCCAUGAUGCCUGAAACUUCUUUGAAAGGGUCUCAUGCACGCUCCUCCUAGCAGCUUUCUCUUCUGUGAUUUUAAAAUUACUUUUCGUACCGCGAAUUAGUUCCAAAAGCCUAUUUACUAAUUUAUGGAGGAGUAGGUUAAUAAUAACAAGACGUUACUGACUUUUUAAAAUUCCCCCCCCCCUAUCAUUUUCACAUUCGUUUGACCAUGACCAGGUCACCGAGGUCACACCUAACCGACCUCUUCCUCUUAACUCAGGUCAAGCAAAGACAGACAGCAAUUAGCAGUUAGUUAUCUGAACUUCUUGAUCUGGACAUCUUAGCUAAUUUCUAUCCCCCCCCCCCCCUUUUAUACUUAGUUUUCUUUCUCUACUUACUCUCUUCACCACCCCACUUUUUGUACAUUCUCUCCUUUUCUGCCACCUAUUCCUCCCCUCCUAUGUUGUGAGCAAGAUUGAUGUGUGUGUCAUGUAGUAUGGGUGUCACUUAGGUUAGAUCCUGUGGUAUACCUGUCCAUUAAUUCAAAUGGGUCUGGCUAGUUGUUCUGGAAUAGAGAGAGCCUCUCUUUGUUGUGAGAUGAAUGAAUAAAGUGUCCAUCCUUGCGUGUCCAGUUACUGAAAUUUAUCGACUUGACCUUUGGUGACGGGGUAGGCCCAGACGAAUUGAAUAGCAAAGGAUGGGCGAGAGGCCAAAACGCGGCGACGUAUGCGGAGAUGGCAUUUUUGUUUUGGGGUCUCUGUUAUAUAGAUCCAACUUAGUUAAUUAAUCUUUUUUGGUCGAAAUGUGAGCAAGAAAGUUAAUUUUAGAAAAUUAGUUUUCUCACAUUUAUCUACAUUUCAAAGGAUGUCAGCCGUCAGGGUACCUAUCCUAUGAAUAGGAAACUAAAGAAGUACAUCUUUGUCCACUAUUUUCGAUUCUUAGGGGCGAUAGUAUACUACCUGGAAAAGAGGGAGAUGUGAAAAGUUAUUGUAUCGUACCGCCGUGGGUAGCCCAUCCGAGCGCUAAAUAAUUAAAACUUAACAAUAGAGACGCUGGUUUAUGCUCUACGCCAAGUUAGACGAGAGUCUGGGUCUUGUCAAGGGGACAAGUUAAUAAUUGACAACCUAAAAUAAAUUAUUCUCAAAUGAAUUUUUAUAUGCAAGCUUCGUAUGUUCACGGGUAUAAGAACAAGCGAUCACCAUUGAAUGGGCCCCAUUACCUUGCAUUCACAACUUCUCGAUAUUGGACUUCUAUUUUUAUUUCAAAAUUUACAAUUGUUUCAUCAUUGGAUUUAUUUUGACCUCGCUAUUUUGCUUAACCUGCGUGAAAUCUGAGUUAUAUCACUUUUUAUUGUAUUUCAUUUUCACACUUCUAUUUUGAUUCACCUGCGCGAUACCCGCCGAUAUCCGAGUUUCAAUUUGACUUAAGAUAUUCUACCUUGCUCAUUUCGAUUUACUUGAGCAAUAUCUUGAGUAUUUUUUUUUUCUUAAAAUCUAUUUCACUUUGUUGUAUCUAAUUAACUUUCUAACUAAUGGCAGGCCGACCCAUUGCUCGUACCAGUAUAGUUGGGCUUAACGAAAUAAUGGACAGAGUAGACUUAAGACAUGAGUUUUGGAAUUUGUCAGCGUUGUUGCCUCACCUAGAAGCUGAUGUAGUAUUAGAGUGGUGUGCUAGAAGGCGGCUUGUAAAAAAUGAAUUACGUUGUGAAAACUGCAACGACCACUGCUCAUUAGUACGCUACAUACAAGGUGCUGACGGUUAUCGAUGGUGUUGUAACAAAUGUGGCACGCGAAAAUCUGUGCGACACGGCUCUUUUUUUACAGGCAGCCAUUUAAGUAUCAAACAAAUAAUUAUCAUUAUUUAUUGCUGGGCUUGUGACAUGCCACAGCUACAAAUGUCACGAGAAGCCGGACAAAUAGAUAAAUCAAUCGUUACUGAUUGGUGCAAUUUCUUGAGAGAGGAAUGUGCACAAUGGAAUGAAACUCAUGCUAUGAUAAUCGGUGGCGUCGAUGAAAAUUUUGAACCCAUUGUGGUUGAGAUCGACGAAUCGAAAUAUUUUCAUAGAAAAUACCACCGUGGCCAAUGGCGAGAGGGACACUGGGUAUUCGGUGGAGUGGAAAGAGAGAGUGGACGCUGUUUUCUCGUUGAAGUUCCAGACCGCCGAGCAGCAACACUAGAACAAUGCAUCGUGCAGCACAUAUUGCCUGGCAGCCAUAUCAUAUCAGAUGGCUGGGCAGCGUAUGCAAAUAUUCCACAAAUUGGUCAAGGGAUUUAUUCCCAUUCAGUUAUUGUACACCAACAAAAUUUUGUAGACCCUUUGGACCCCGAGAUUCAUACUCAGAAUAUUGAGAACUUGUGGAUGCGUGCUAAACGCAAGUUAAAAAGACAAUUCGGAACAAGCGGUGCAUUGUUUCAGAGUUAUUUAGAUGAGUUUAUAUAUCGAAAUAGUAUGCGCGAAGAAGACAUCUUUUUCCAGCAUGCUGGUAACGAUUGGUGAUAAUUAUCCAUGAUUUUUUUUUCAACUUUAAAACACUAUCUGAAAUUAGGGUCUAUUUCAGUUAUUUUCUCCAUCAGUCUAUGUAAGGCCGCCUUAUAAAAAAAAAAUAUUUUGUAAAUUGCUUAAUCUCUUCACGAAAUCUAAAAAACCCAAGCAAGAUUUACAAUAAAUUUGUACACAGUUUUACUUUAUAUUUUAGGUGCUCACUUAAAAUCUAUCUGUUGAAAUUCACGUAACAGCCUCGAGCUAUUAAUUACUAUUUGCCCACAAACCAGACACAGUUCCGUAUAUUUAAAGGUAAUAAGUAGGUAGAAAAUGGGGAGACAUGUUAUUUAUUACAGAAACUAUAUUUUUAUGUAUCAAAUUGCACAUAUCUCCUCUACCGGCUAAACUUUUUUUUUUUUAAUAAGUGGAGACAAGUUACUUAACGUAAUGCCGUAAGAUACAUUUUUAAUGUGCCGUAGCAACUAGGAUCUGUCUCUGCUUUUCCCAUACUGUCGGUAACUCCACCAUUGCCUGGUUUCCAGUCCAGAAUGAGAAAGGAGGAGGGGCGGCAUUAGUUAGUCCCGGAGAGUCGUUAGUUAGUCCCGUUGAGUCGUUCGUUAGUCCCGGUGAGUCGUUAGUUAGUCCCGGUGAGUCGUUAGUUAGUCACGGUGAGUCGUUAGUUAGUCCCGGUGAGUCGUUUAAGAUAAUAUCGGUACCUGGUAAGUACAAUUUUUGCACUUUAAAUAAAAAUUCUAACUUAUUACAAUUUAUAAAUAAAAAAAAAACAACAUGUGCACAUAUAGGGACAUUUUUUUUUAUUAGAUCGAGAUCUAAAUUGGUUUACUAAUUCUUAUCUAUGGGUCACAUGUCAUCAUUUAGAACCCCUGUUGUUUGGGCCAAUUUUCAUUCCCAAAUGGAGCCCAUAUAUAUGAGUUAUAGCACUUUUAGGCUUCUCAAUGUUUGCCCCCUUACUGUCCCUAAAAGGGUUUCAUCUGGGCCCCCUGAGCCCAAGCUCACUCCUAAGGGCCUGCUUGGGUCAACGUAUGCCUUCGAUUAGGGCCAUUGUGUUUAGCCCUUUGAAGUUUGCCCCUUACUGACCUCCACUAGGGCUCCAUCUGGGCCCCAUGAUAGUGCCCAGAAUCGCCCUUUAAGGACCCCCAUUUGAACAACAAUGAUCCCCCGAAAUGGGGGCCAUGUUUUUAGCCCUUUCAGGUCCCUCAAUGUUCAACGCUCUUACUGGGUUUUAUCCGGAAUUCAUCCGACCCCCCUAUCUGAGCCAAGGCUCACCUUUCAGGGCAUCCUUUUGGGCCAACAUUAAUCGCUAAAUGGGUCCCAUGUGUUUAGUCCUUUAGACCCGUCAAUGUUCGCCCCUCUUACUGGCCCUGAAUGUGUUUUAUCCUGAAUUCAUCUGGGCCCCCUAUCUGAACCCAAACUCACUCUUAAGAACCCUUGUUGUUUGGGCCAAUUAUUCAUCCCCCAAAUAGAGACCAUGAGUUACAGCUCUUUUAGCUUUCUCAAUCUAUGCCCCCUUAAUGGUCAGGCCCACUAUCUGAGCCCAAGCUCACCCCUAAGGGCACCUGUUUGUGCCAAUGUUCGUUCACCAGAUGGGGCCCAUAAAUUAAGCCCUUUCAGGUUUCAUCACUGCCCCUUAGUUGAGCCCAUGCUAACCCCUAACAGCCGAAUGGGGUACAUGUGUUUAGCCAUGUCAGACAUCUCCAAGUUUGCUCCUUACAUACAGUAGUGGGUAUAGAUCACUAAAAAAAAAUGUAUAGAUCUAUAACAUAGUACCGGCAUUUGAUAUAGACUAGGUUUAGAUUUGUGUGUGUGUUUGUGUGUGUGUGUAUGAAAGAAAAAAACGAAUUUAAAUAGACCAUCUAGAUCUAUAAAAACUAAUGAUUACAUUUUAAAUAGAUCUAUUUAGUAUUAUUUUGAUUACGAUUUAAAUGAAAUAAAGUUGAGAUCUCAAUUAAGUCUUAUCUACAUCUAUCUGAUACUAUUGAGUGUUGUGCCAGUAACUGUUGACGCAAGUCUUCUAUACUGUACUCUUGUAAAGAAAAAAAAAAUCCAAUUUUAAUAAUAAACAUACCAGUACCAGUGUACCAUACACACGUUCACGUGCUAAUGAAAUAAUGCAUCAACAUAUAACAGAAAUUAAAAAAAAACAAAAAAACACAAAGACAGAUCCUUAACAUUUUAUUAAGACAUAUUAAUUCUUAAGAGUAAAGAAAAAAAAAUCAUUACAAAAAAAAAAUUAGAUCUAGAAAUAAUCUACAUUUGCUCUAUAAUUUGCACUAGAUCUAGUAAAUGUAUGGGUUGUUUAAAUAAAAUAGAUCUACAUUUUCAAACGCUAUCAAACUUUUUCAGAACUAUAUUUUAUAGUUGGCAACAAAAGAGAACUCAUUUUAUUUUAUUUUUUGGUUUGAGUGGUAUAUAUCUAAUUUAUCGGUAACCAACCAAGCCAAUCUGGCAACAGUUGCAGUUUGUAAAUAUUGACGCUCAUUGCGGAAAUUGCCAUCCAUCUUCCAAUUUUUUGUUUGUUGAGAGCUUUGUAUUAUAAUUUUUUAACAAAUAAAGUUACAAACAGGCGUAUUGAACACAAUUUUUAAAAAUGUAUAUGAUUUUUGUAAACCUGGCGGUGGCACAGAUUGUGGUAGUGGUGUGAGUGUAGUCAGCCGACGCAAAUCACCCCAGGCCAGCGCUAGACGAGCGGUCAACCGUGACCAGUUACGACGGUCAGCCGAGACUAGUGUGAACACGACGAUUCGGGAAGGAUCGACGUCGUGAACAGAGCUCAGGAGCGUCACGAGAGUUGUAGUCGUCUGACCACCUAGAAACGUCGAGCGGCGGUUCGAGAAGGCCUGUAGGGACCCUAUAUAAGAGCGGAUGUGUCGCAGUCAAGAGGUUGAGAAAAGGGGAUCAUGAGAGACGGUUUACGAGAGAGGGUUCACGACAGAAGGUCCACUACAGCCAGGGUCAAUACAGUCCGGUCGACUACAGCACAGUUCAACGGUGCGGUUCUGCACGGAGCUUUACGACGGUUCAGUGCGGAGUACUGUCACGUACAGUUGAGACGAACGGCGUGUUGAUCUUGGUCUGCGAUCGAGUCCAACACAACGAGUCUAGUGUGUAAAGUCAGUCCUGAACUGUUGAAUCCAGUGCAAGCCCGGAACUAGACGGAGAGGCUAGUGCAAGAGUUGAUACGGCGGUACUGUGUUAUCGGAGAGGUAUUUGUACAGUGUACGUGUUGCCAAUUGUACAGUAUUGGAUGUUAUUUAUUCAACUAUUAAAGUGUUUCGUUACUUUGGAGCCCUGAGUUGUCGAGUCCUUUAAGUUUGUGGUGUAUGGUGCAGUUUGCAGAGAGCCUGGAUAGUGAGAUUCGUAACAACUGGUGUCAGAAGUUGGAUAGGAUCGUAAUCGGAUUGGAUCGGAUCUACUAUGGCUCGUCUGAAACUGCUGUACGAACUUGAAUUUAGAGAACUGAAGCAAGAACUUCGUGAACGAGGGCUGAAGGCAUGUGAAAACAAAUAAACCUUACAAGCACGCCUUUGGGAAGAGCUGAUGAAGGAAAAAGAAGAUCCGAACACAUAUUUUUUCGAAGUCGAACAAAUGUCAACUGUUCAUUAUAAGAUCGGUUCUAUGCAAGAAGAGAUCACCAAAAGCAAACAAAAGCAGAUGGCAGCUGUUCGUGAUGAGAUCGGUUCUACGCGAGAACAGAUGAACUCGGGGCUAGGAAACACCAAUGACAAGAUAGAUGCCAUGGACACAAUGAUAGACACGAUGGACUUGAGAAUUAAAACGGAGUUAUAGGCAAUGAACCAACGCAUACAUGCUGUGGAGGAGACAAUCACCACCAUAGAAGAAGAUAUGAACCAGAGGGUCUACGCUGUUGAGAAAAAGAUCGAAGAAAUAAAGAUGCAAGUUUACAGGGAUGUUACCAAGAUGCAGAAAGUAAAUGUGAUGUCUAUUGUACCCGAAGCUUCCAUGAAGGUAAAGCCUCCUGUGUUUGAUGGAUCCGUGUCCUGGUCCGUCUACAAGCAACAAUUUGACGCCGCGGCCAAAGUUAACCAAUGGAACAUCGAUAAGGAGAAAGCAACAGCCCUUAUAUUGUCCCUAAGAGGGAAUGCCUCCGAACUGAUGCAGUCAAGUCCUGUAAGUUGGUGGUGUAUGGUGCAGUUUGCAGAGAGCCUGGAUAGUGAGAUUCGUAACAAUAUUAUUUUUCAAAGACAUUUUUUAAGGCGGCGACCCUCAAAGCCUUAAUCUAAAUCUGUGGAGUAUCUUUUCUUUUCAAAGAAUACAUCUGUUUUAUUCACAAUUUACUUAGGGAUUAAAACUUACAAAAUAAUCUUAAAAAUUAAACAUUUUGCGCGCGUAAAAACACUCGAACACGAAAAGACGUUUUAACCACUUUUUGUUGGCCUACCACAAGAGGCCUUGCUACCAAAGUUUAUAAGCAACAUGUCAGCCAUAUCACAUCUCCCAGUGGUAACUAAUCAAGAAAGAAAUAGAUUUUGAUUGGAAACGAUGAAUCGGAAUUCGCCUUUAGGAAAUUAAAUAAAAUGAUAACAACUAUUCCGGUGCUGGGUUUUUAGAACGCAGUUAAAUCUAUCGAAAUUCAGUUCGACAGCGGCAAAGAUGGGCUUGGUGCCGUGUUAAUGUAGAAAAUGAAUACUUUAGAGUAGGCCUUGUCAGAACUGAGUUCUGGUCAGCUUGAGCCUCCUGUUUUAUUCAGUGGAGAAGGGGUGAGGGUAAUUCAGGGUGUUGACUUCAAGACUAUUUUUACUUUGGAUUGUUUUAUUUUGUGAGAUUAAUUUUGAGUGGAAUGUAAAUUAUAAUAAAACAGUGUGGUUGUUGUUCCUAGUCCAGUACAGUUGGAUUUUAGUUAUAGAGUUGAAGUAUAGACUCUAAUUAUUUAUGUGUAGUUAUUAUCUAGUCUUGUGGGAGUUAUAUUAUGAGCAGUUAUAUUUUAAUUGAUACUUGAUAUUACAUUUGCCAUAACUGUAUCCAUAUUACGAUAAAGCACAUACAAUAAACAAGUUUUAUGUCCGUACAUUGGCAUUCUGAAUCUUCAUUCUGUCACUAUAUGUGUCGUUACGAUAUUGUUCAGGACUUGCUUACAUUUAUUAAUUAGCAUUGAAACACACAGACGUAUAGAAGAGAAGAAAAAUGCCUCAGGCCUCACAAACCUUAACACCAACAAAAAAAAAGAUGGACUGAAAUCGACAAAGAACUAUUGGCAGUGUUUUUUGGACGCAAGAGACUCAAUCGAUACUUUUUGGCAGACCCUUUACAAUUCACAAUGACCACAAGCCCCUGGCUACCAUCUUACAAAAAAAACACUAAAACAAGCCCUAAAACAAGCCCUAAGACGGUUACAGAACCUAAUUAUGAAAAGCAAUAUAGAUGAGUUCACCUUCAGGUUGGUAUGUGGAAACAAACAGUUGGAUCGAAGCCGACAUAAUGUCCCGUGAUACACUAAGCCUAUUACUGAAAAAAUAUUGAACCUCAAUAUCAAACAAAUUGUCGAUAUUCCCGUUUCAGCGUUGGAAAGAAUUAGCAGCGAAACGGAUGCUGAUGAAACUCUACAAGCUCUUCGAAAGACCAUCGAAGACCCAAUUAACAUUUUGCUGAAACCCCAAUUAUAGUUAUAAAAUCAUCGUAAAGGGUGAAAGAGUACCAAUUCUCAAAAGCAUGCGCCCAGAGAUGAAGGAGAAGCUACAUGGCUCCCACCUAGCAUACGACAGCAUAAUGAGGCGGGUGAUGGCUCUGAUUUUCUGGCCAGGAAUAGCUAGACAAAUUAAACAAAUAUCCGAGUCAUGCACUACUGCCAAAAGAAUAAGCAAAACAAUCAAAGAGAAACGUAAUGGCCGCAUGACGAAGAAAAGGGACCUUUGAAAAAGAUUGGAACAAACUUAAUUGAAAUCCAAGGGAGAAUGUACUUAAUCACAGGUGACUACUUCUCAAAUUGGAUCGAAGCUGACUUAUUGACAACGUCAACCUGCUGGAACAUUGCAACACACCCAGUUGUGUUUGAAUAUAAUGCCACAGUCACUACUACCGCUGAAACAACCCAAUAAGCUAGAAAGCUACCCAAAAGGCGUGUGGGUGAAAGCCCGUCACAGAUACAUAAUAAAAAACACUAUGAUAAAAGAUUUCGAGAACUGCCCGGGAUGAAUAUAGAUCAAAACCUUUACUUCCAGAGUCCUGGAAACAAAGAUUGGCUGCCUGGCAAAAAAAAAUAAGAGAAACAGUGGGCGAUUCUAUACAGUUAAGGUUAAGAAGGGCGGAAUUUUCUAUGGCCAAGGAAUAUCUGACUUCUUUUCAAAUGACGAAGCGUUAACCCAUGAUACACAACUUUAUGCCUCAGCCACAGACUUAAGUCCUGAUGGGACUCAAAUAUUGGCUUACGGAUAAUGAUGACAACCUUUCAGUUAUUGGAGAACUGUGGGACAUGUAGAGCACACUGGUCAUCUACUGCACCAGUUUUCUGGACUGUGUUGUACCACUGGAUUCAGCUAGCAAUUGAGAGUAAGUCUGAUGUAGCGAAAAUUUCCUUCACUUUAAUAAAUUUUCAUGGCGUCACAAGUCAAAAGAUUGCUGACAGAGCAACUCAAUUUUAUUCCAGCAUUAAUUAUUUUUUUUUAUUUUAAUUAUUUAUUAUUAUUUAUUUAUUUUAUUUUAAAUAUUUUUUUACUUUUAACACAAAUUUCAUCACAAACCCCACCUU
Molecule: messenger RNA, 18669 nt
Organism: Biomphalaria glabrata
Lineage: Eukaryota; Metazoa; Mollusca; Gastropoda; Planorbidae
Exons: 1
Coding region: 10995-11960 (321 amino acids)
Source: RefSeq, a predicted model, not a curated record